This is a messenger RNA of Zingiber officinale, 2083 nucleotides long. Its product is annotated as vacuolar-sorting receptor 6-like. Gene Ontology annotation, molecular function: calcium ion binding. Bases 101 to 1798 code for a protein of 565 amino acids. NCBI's taxonomy places the organism in Eukaryota, Viridiplantae, Streptophyta, Magnoliopsida, Zingiberales, Zingiberaceae. The transcript is spliced from 11 exons. The record is from RefSeq and is a predicted model, not a curated record.
AUCACUCACCAACUCCACUUCAAUCAUCUUCCUUCUGAGUUUAACCCUUCUAAGCAAAUACUUACCGGAGAAGAGAAGAAGGGAGGGGACGCUCGAGCACAUGGCCGACCUCCGUGCCUUGUUGGUCGUCCUGACGAUGAUCAGCUCAGCGUCGGGGCGGUUCGUGGUGGAGAAGAACGGCGUCAGAGUGAUACGGCCGGAGCACAUCAGGGGGCGGCACGAGGGCGCCAUCGCCAACUUCGGCGUGCCGCACUAUGGCGGCACGAUGGUCGGCGCGGUGAUGUACCCCGAGAAGAACUCCACGGCCUGCGACGCCUUCGGAGGCACCCCCUUCAAGUCCAGGACCAGGCGCCCUGUCAUCCUUCUCGUUGACCGAGGAGAUUGUUACUUCGCUUUGAAGGCAUGGAAUGCCCAGCGAGCCGGUGCAGCUGCGGUUCUAGUGGCUGACAACGUCGACGAGCCCUUGCUGACCAUGGAAGACCCAGAGGAUGCUCAUGCCUCGGAAUACAUCGAGAAGAUCAAUGUUCCCUCCCUCCUCAUAAACCGUGAGUUCGGGGAGACCCUCAAAAUGGCGCUGACCGAGGGGACUGACCGGGUUAUCGUAAAGUUGGACUGGAGGGAGUCGAUGCCUCACCCCGACGAAAGGGUCGAAUACGAGUUCUGGACUAACAGCAAUGACGAGUGCGGCCCUCGCUGCGACGAACAGAUGAGCUUCGUCAAGAACUUCAAGGGCCAUGCGCAACUGCUCGAGAAGGGAGGGUUCGCUCAGUUCACUCCCCGCUACAUCACCUGGCGCUGCCCUGAGGCCUUCAAGCUCAGCAAACGAUGUAAGUCUCAGUGCAUCAACAGAGGCAGAUACUGCGCACCUGAUCCUGAGCACGACUUCAGUGAGGGGUAUGAGGGCAAGGACGUAGUGAUUGAGAACUUAAGGCAGCUCUGUGUUCAUAGAAUCGGGAAUGCAACAGGUCGGCCCUGGGUCUGGUGGGAUUUUGUCACUGAUUACCACGCCAGAUGCUCGAUGAAAAACAAGAGGUAUAGCAGAGAUUGUGCAGAAGAGGUCGUCAAAUCCCUUGGUUUGCCUCUGGACAAGAUUGACAAAUGCAUGGGGGAUCCAGAAGCAGGUGUCAGUAAUGACGUACUAAAGAUAGAGCAGGAACUCCAGCUUGGGCAUGGUUCUCGUGGAGAUAUCACUAUUCUACCCACCUUAGUCAUAAAUAACGUUCAAUAUCGAGGAAAAUUAGAGAGGAGUGCUGUGCUGAAGGCUAUAUGUGCAGGAUUCAAGGAGUCUACUGAACCUCCUGUGUGCUUGAGUGGAGAUAUUGAAACAAAUGAGUGCCUUAAAUCAAAUGGUGGUUGUUGGCAGCACCCAAAAUUAAAUAUCACAGCCUGCAAGGAUACCUUCAGAGGUAGACUCUGUGUAUGCCCUAUAGUGAAUAAUGUCCCAUAUCAAGGAGAUGGGUACGCAUCCUGUGAAGCGGUUGGACCAAGAAGAUGUACCAUGGGAAAUGGAGGCUGCUGGACAGAGACUCGAGAACAAACUUAUUCUGCUUGCUUGGAUUCAGAGUUGACUGGUUGCCGCUGUCCUAAAGGAUUCCAGGGAGAUGGCUAUAAAUGUGAAGAUAUUGAUGAAUGUAAAGAGAAGCUUGCUUGCAAUUGUCCUGAGUGUCAUUGUAAGAAUAAAUGGGGUGGAUAUGACUGCAAUUGCAAGGGUGACUUGUUGUACAUAAAGGAGGAGGACGCAUGCAUAGGCCAGGGUGAGCAGUUUAAAGUUGCAAAAAGAGACGAGGAAAAAGAGUAAGAGCGGUCAGACGGAAUUGGAGUAGUUGGAGAUGAGGUGAGUGGACUCCAUAGUCCCAAACAAGUCAGAGUAGAUGGGAAGAGGGUGAGGGUAUUUUCAUCUAUUUAGUGGAGGCGUCUUGUUCCAGAAAAAACAACUUGGGAGCUCUCUUUAGCAACUACUGAUUAGAUAAGAUCCCUACUAGGGUAAUUGCUCUUAUACUUUUCAUCUUUCUCAUAUUGUUUUAGAUUUCACUUUAUGGAGAAUCACCUAUCUACUUGGUAUCUAUAAUAAACUUUCUUCUUU